GUUUUUGUGCCUAAUCGUAGCCGGAAGGAAUGGGUGAGCCCUCUCAGGAAGCAGGACUGCAGGAAUAUACAAAUACAUGGGAAGAUCCCGAGUCGCGACACGAUUUUAAACAGAAGAAAAAUAGAAAUCGACAAACUAGGGGUUCUGAGAAAGAUGAAUCCAGAGAGAACCUUCGGAUUGUCAUCCAAGAGGUUGAAGAUUGGGGAGGCGGCGGCGGCGGCGGCGGCGGCGGUGGAAGUGUUUUCUGAAUACGACGAAGAAGAGGAAGAGGAGACGGAGUCGGAGAGUGUAGAGAUAGGUUCUGGGAGCUAUAAAUACAUCUACAAUGAGGAAGACUACGAUGGUUAUGACGAGGAGUUUAAAAGGGAAGUGAAACGAUAUAUCGACGCCUUGAAUGAAGUUGGACCCUACAACAUAGACUUCAUGGUGCCGGAUUAUUAUAUUUGCAAUGGCGCUUUUCCAAUACCUCUGCCACCAGGUCCAGAAUCCCAUGAUUUCGAUCACUACGCUUAUAGAGAGAUGCAGAAAUCUUUACAGUUUGCUAUUGAUAAACACAAUGAAGGGAAGGAUGCAAAACUUGUGCUUCACAAGACGUUGAGGGCUAAUUUUAAAAGAGCUUGUGGGUUUAUCUUUUUCAUAACAUUUCAAGCCACAGAUACUGCUUCUGGUGAAACAAGCAUUUAUCAAACAUGUGUGGUGGAUGAUGUAGUUGAUAAGAUCAUGACCUUAAGCGAGUUUCACCGGGUGGAAACUGAGGAGUUGAAGGGUGUAUGGGAUUUGGAAUGUUGAGUAUUUGUGGCGUGGGUACUGAGAUAGUGAGAUGUGCCAAAAGCUUUAGUUGUUUUUUUAAGAAUGUAAUGUAUGCUUCUUUUUUUUGAAUGUAAUCUAUGUAGCACCGAUACCGGUACGCGGAAACGGGUACGGGGAUACGUCAAAACCAAAAAAAGUAGGAUACGGGUACGGGGCCAUAUUUAUAAAUAUUAAAAGUUAUGGGGGUGUAUUUACAAAUAUCAAAAGUUAUAGGGGUCUAUUUAUAAAUAUUAAAAAUAGAUUUUUUUGAAUAUAUAUAUACAUACAUAUAAUAUCCU
Molecule: messenger RNA, 1088 nt
Organism: Cuscuta epithymum
Lineage: Eukaryota; Viridiplantae; Streptophyta; Magnoliopsida; Solanales; Convolvulaceae
Source: the annotation of a GenBank genome assembly